CUUGCUCGUUGCAGAGAUGUCCUUGCACUGCCGAUCUUCAAGCAGGAAGAGCCGCAGCUGUCUCCUGAGAACGAUGCCAAGCUGCCACCCUUUCAGUACGUCCUCUGCACAGCCACCUCACCCGCCGUGAAACUGCACGAAGAAACUCUGACCUACCUCAACCAAGGUCAGUCUUAUGAAAUCCGUCUACUUGAGAAUAGGAAAUUGGGAGAGUUUCAAGAUUUAAACACAAAAUAUGUAAAGAGUAUAAUUCGUGUAGUUUUCCAUGACCGCCGCCUGCAGUACACAGAGCAUCAGCAGCUCGAGGGCUGGAGGUGGAGUCGGCCUGGGGACCGCAUCCUUGAUAUAGAUAUCCCGCUGUCAGUUGGUAUCUUGGAUCCCAGGGCUAGUCCGACCCAGUUGAACACUGUUGAAUUUCUCUGGGAUCCGUCAAAGAGAGCUUCAGCGUUCAUUCAGGUACAUUGCAUCAGCACAGAAUUCACUCCACGGAAGCAUGGAGGAGAGAAAGGGGUGCCCUUCCGGGUGCAAAUCGACACCUUUAAGCAAAAUGAAAAUGGUGAAUACACAGAACACUUGCAUUCUGCAAGCUGCCAGAUCAAAGUGUUCAAGCCUAAAGGAGCAGACAGAAAACAGAAGACUGACAGGGAAAAAAUGGAAAAGAAGACCAUCCAAGAGAAGGAGAAGUAUCAGCCUUCCUAUGAGACAACUAUUCUCACAGAGUGCUCUCCCUGGCCAGAUGUGCCUUAUCAAAUGAACAAUGCUCCCUCUCCAAGCUACAACAGUUCUCCCAACAGCUUCAACCUCGGAGAUGGCAACAGUUCUCCAACCCACCAAAUGGAGCUCCUGCCUCCCAGCAAUGAUCAUCUCCUUCCUUCUGCUUCUAUUCAAGAUGCCCAGCAGUGGCUUCAUCGUAAUAGGUUCUCUCCAUUCUGUAGACUCUUCUCAAGUUUUUCGGGUGCCGACUUACUGAAGAUGUCCAAAGAAGAUUUUGUUCAAAUCUGUGGACCUGCUGAUGGAAUUCGGCUCUUUAAUGCAAUAAAAGGAAGAAAUGUAAGGCCCAAGAUGACAAUUUAUGUCUGUCAAGAGCCAGAGCAAAACAGGUCCCACCUCCACCAAAAACAAGAAAACGGAGAUGGCAGCCUUUGUGUGUAUCAUGCAAUCUUCUUAGAAGAACUGACCAUUCUGGAAUUAAUGGAGAAGAUUGCAAACUUGUACAGCAUUUCUCCACAGCAGAUAAAUCGGAUCUACCGGCAGGGACCCACAGGGAUCCAUGUAUUAGUGAGCAAUGAGAUGGUGCAAAACUUCCAAGACGAAUCUUGUUUUGUUAUCAGCACAUUAAAAGCUGAAAGCAAUGAUGGCUACCACAUCAUUUUAAAAUGACCGUGCUGCACAGAGAGACUUUAAUGGCCUAAAAUUUAGUGCCUCACUGAGAUUGCUAACAACCUAGACUGGAAACAUGAAGAACCUUCUGGAUAAAUGCUCCUGAGAACUAAGAAUUACCAAACAGCUUAAGAAAAAACUUGCUUUUACGGAUAGAAAUUUUUGGUGGUGUGUGAUUUUGGUGGGUUUGGUUUUGGUUUUUUUUUUGUUUGUUUUUUGUUUUGGUUCUUUUAGUUUUUUAAGCUGGAGCUGAGAACAUCCUCAAAGCUUGUACAUGUUUUUUCCUUCCUCCCCUCCUCUUCAGACUUAAAAAUUGUAGAGGUUUCUGCUUUUUACUUAGAAACAUCUGCCUUGUACUAAAAGGAAAUGGAAGAUAAACAAAUCCCAAUUCUCUUGACCCCUCAUAUUCAGGUGAAUUGAUUUACUUACGGUUCUGAGUGCUCUCCUGCUUUCAACACACACCCUGAUGCUGAUGCAUGUAGGCUCCCCAGGGCUUCUCUUGUACUCUUUGAGGUGGAAGGCUUGAGGCUACUUCCCAAAACAGACUGGGCAGUGCAGAGGAUGGGUUUGGUGCCCAGCCUUCACCCAAAGUGUCGACUCUGGAAGCCCACACUUAGCUGUUCUCCACCUCCAGAUGUGCUCAAAGUCCAGAGACCUUGGUCUCUCCUGACAGACCUUCUGUAGGACCAAUCCAGCAGCGCAGUUCUGGGGGGGUUCAAGGAAGGACAGACAACUUGAGGCAAGCAGUUCAGUACCAUAUUGUUAUCUUUAGCUUUAGAGUAGCCUCCUUGAAUGGAGCAUAUGGAGGUUUACCGAGAACUGCUUUGAACACUGAAAGCUAUAGUGCUCAUGACAAAUUCAUACCAUGGAUUUAUUCUACUCUACAAAUUAGUGAUUAACUGCUAUCUUUACUGUAACUGGGAAUUGAUGUUAUAAUCUUAAUGGAUUUUCAUCCUGUUACUGAAGUAAAACUGUUUUGAUAAAGACCAGGUAACAGA
This is a messenger RNA of Cyanistes caeruleus (blue tit), 2378 nucleotides long. Lineage: Eukaryota; Metazoa; Chordata; Aves; Passeriformes; Paridae. The record is from RefSeq and is a predicted model, not a curated record.